AUGCGGCCCAAGAAAGACAUGGAACCCACAACAACCCAGGAGAUACCCACCCGGAUGUCAAAGCUCACCACCGUCCAUACCGACGACGCUCCCGGAGCCCUUGGCCCGUACUCGCAGGCCAUCGUGUCCGACGGAUGGAUCUUCGCGUCGGGCCAGAUCGCCAUCGACCCCGCCACCGGAAGCCUGAUCGAGGGGGGCGUGGACAAGCAGGCCGACCGCGUGCUGCGCAAUCUGGCCGCGGUCCUCGCGGCCGCGGGCGGGAGCCUGCAGACGGUCGUAAAGACGACUGUCUUCCUCUCCGACAUGUCCCUCUUCGCCGACAUGAACCAAGUCUACGCCCGUCAUUUCGGCGAUCAUCGACCCGCUCGUGCGACGGUGGCCGCGGGUGGACUGCCCAAGGGCGUCGACGUGGAGAUCGAGGCGGUGGCGAGGGUGGCCUGA
Messenger RNA from Geodia barretti, 441 nucleotides. Lineage: Eukaryota; Metazoa; Porifera; Demospongiae; Tetractinellida; Geodiidae. The record is from the annotation of a GenBank genome assembly.